This is a messenger RNA of Pyrenophora tritici-repentis Pt-1C-BFP, 1359 nucleotides long. Its product is annotated as zf-RING-2 domain containing protein. The record is from RefSeq and is a predicted model, not a curated record. NCBI's taxonomy places the organism in Eukaryota, Fungi, Ascomycota, Dothideomycetes, Pleosporales, Pleosporaceae.
AUGGCGACGACUAAGCCUGAGGCGAGCAUGGUGACAACUAAGCCUGAGCUGAUCAUCGCGACGACUAAGCCUGAGACGAGCAUGGCGAGUAUGGCGAUAAAGCUGGCUGGGAACAUCACUUUCGAGCAAUGGUAUGAUAACAGCAAGGCCGAACUGCAAUCGGGAGGUGCCACCUGGUAUUACGACAGCAACGAUAGUCCGACCAUGAAUUCCAAUCCACCAUUGCGCCUACUUCGACAGAGUAUUGGUCCACACAUGUGUAUGAAGUGCACAAGUGUGGUCGAUACCAAGGAGGUCAAACAAAACAGCGACUUCAGGCUUGCACUUCAGGCUCGCCUUUCGUCAGGGUACUUGGACGAAGUCUUCGCCUCGAACUCCUCAACUAUCAAGAUCAACCAAGAACUUCCGCUAUCGAGAUCUGUCGUCCUUGAGAAAGGUGUCCGUUAUGUCAAGGCCCUACCUAUGUGUCAACCAGGAACCAAAGCCGACCAGAACAAUGAUGAAGAGCACACCAAUGUCGGUCCUGAGAGCAAGCUUCCGAAUCGCCUGAAUCCUCAAGAAUUUCCGCUCUAUAUACUAGCAUGCGACCAUAUCAUCUGUCAAGCGUGUCUCGUAUACAACUUCGACACUUGGUAUCAGAAUGCAGUCUGUCCAAUGUGCCGACACGAGCUUCUCAGAACCGGGCGCUUCUACUUCGGGAAUAUGAUGGUAGACCAGAGUGCAGCACUGGUAGUGGGUCGUGCAGCUGCAUUCUUCGACGAUGGUUUGCUCCAUAAAGCCAUAGAAGUAUACACUGCCUCUUUCAAGGCCAACGACAAGUCCUCCAUCAUACUCACGACAUGGGGCUAUGAACAGGUGGCGCACGGAGUUGCAGCAUAUCUCGAGACAAAAUACCCGGCAGGUUAUUAUGGUCAUUCGAGCAAGUAUAUGACCGAUGAAGCGCUUUCUCGAUCAGUACAGUCCUCGUCUGUCAAGCACGUCUUGGAUAUCGCCCACUCAAUCAAUUUGCAGAAGUUGAUCCGGUUGCAUGCAAUGAGUGUUCCUUGCUUAGUCUCGGUGACAGGGCUGAAAGCUACUAUGUUGCGACUCGUCCGCCAAGCUGUUCAGGAACCGAUUGCCGAUAUCUGUCGUAGGCUGCUUUCAGAAGAGCUCAUCGACGCCGGCUUCGGUUUGGAUCUUUCAUCGGAAGAAAUACUUGAGGUUGCAACAACCCUUGAUGGGACUCAGAUGAAGGAGUUGUGGCGUGUUUGCGAGAUGUUCGUCGAGUAUACGGUUGCUUGGCUUGUAUGGAGACAUGUCACUCUCGAUCCAGACUAUGUUGCUACGCUGACUAAGCUCGCCGUGCCCAUGGGACAUUGA